CAGAUCGCAAUUUCAAUGCGGGCUGUGGUCCGUGUGCGCAUGCGCGUUCUUCUGUUUGUUUGUGGAAGAGUGGACAAUCACGUGGUUAUUAUUGGAAAUUACCGAUAUGUUUAAUAACUGCCUACAUCUUGCCAUAGUUGAAUUCGCUCUUUAUGAAAUCUAAAAUGUUUUUACUCUAAUUCUAAAUCAGACGGAUGUUCAAAACGUGGGCUAGAUUAGGGUAUUAUUGAUAUUUAGAAUCUUCAUCAGUUAUCAAUCAUGUGGGGCACAUUUAAUUAGGAUUGUACUGCUCGACUCCUGUCAUGUGUAUGUUGGACGACCAGCUGCUGUUCUGCACCAGAGUGUAGCCGCUGAUGCCAACACUGCCAGCACUCCAGCAUGGGGUAGCUACAAUGUUACCAACAGCAAUGGAUCCAUCUGUCUGAUGGCCGUCAUGGGCCUGCAGCUCAACGUCUCCUACCACUCGGCCUCCGAUAAUAAGACUGUGGCAUCAGUGAUCAACCUUCAGCCCAACGCGACCUCCGCGUCCGGCGACUGUGAAACGGAGACCACCACCCUGAUUCUUUCCAGUGAUUGGGCCGACGGGCAGAAGACGAACUUGACUUUCGUCUUCUCCUUGAACACUACUUCAAAGAAAUACCACUUGAGUGGUGUGAAUUUGUCGGCUGUGUUGCUCGACAUGAAGGAUCCUCCCUUGUUGGUCGGUAACCCCACCCUGAACUACCUGCCAGGGACCCUGGACCACUCGUACAUGUGUCGCGACCAGCAGACGCUGACCGUGACCCAAGGCUUCUCCAUCCACACUUACCAGCUGCAUGUGCAGCCCUUUGGCUACAACGGAGAGUUCGGACCAGCUGAGCAGUGUCAGCUGGACAUGGAUGACAUGCUGAUCCCCAUCAUAGUGGGAGCUGCCUUGGCCGGCCUGGUCCUCAUCGUCCUUGUGGCCUACCUGAUCGGCAGGAAGAGGAGCCACGCUGGUUACCAGACCAUCUAAGACAGCCGGCUCUAUCGCUUUCCUCAACUUGACCACUAUUUUACCCAUAUUCAUGCCCCGUUCGCAUGCACAUGCAGACCACACAAGUGUUCGUUUUUACACACACACACACACAACACAACACAACACACACACACACACACACCAACACAACACACACACACGCGCGCAACACACACACGCAACACACACACACACACACACACACACACACACACACACACACACACACACACGCAACACAGUAGAACCCGCUACUUUAAAUACCUCUUAUUGUUCUACCUGGCACUCUACUUUCUGGACGUGAGUUAUUUUUUCCAACCCAGUUUUUGGCUACUUUUCUUUUGGUACUUUUUACAUUUGCAAAUGUCAUGAGGUAAUUUUGGGUUUUAUUAAGGUUGUGCUUUCUUAACUGAAGUGCUCUUAUGCGUCAGUUAGGACUUUGAGAGAUCUUUGAGGAAGGGAGAAUAGGAAUCUUCCCUGCAUAGAGACAUAGUUCGGUGUCACAAAUAUGACAGUUGGUUGGGUCCACUUAAUUUAAAGCGUUAAAUCUUCCACAGCGUUCUCUUGCCUUCCAAUGCAGCGUUUAGGUUUUCGAAUCGUGUAAUAUUUAUUGAUUCUUGGAAAAAACGGAUUCUGAGGGGAAUGCUUUGGGAGCUGUUGUAGUUUCAAUGUAAAGGGAAUGUAAUGGAUUGGCAGCUUAACUCAACCCUCUUUUUAAAAGAAAGGUGUCCAGUUUUACUCUGGACAACCCGUACGCAUGUUUAGCUUUACUUUCCCGCAGAAACUCCUUGAUGGAGCUGCUGGAGAAGAAAAAUGCCCCCCCCCCCCCAUAAAGAACACCAUGAUGAUGUGACUUAAGUUGGUUUUUGUUGCUGUGCCAUGCUCUGGCCUGAGCCUCAGCCAUACCCCAUUAUCUACUGUGUGUGGAUUCUAUAACUACAUUAUUAGUGAUUCGGUUGGAGUCUUCCAUGUUGAAAGGUCAAAUGGCAAUUAGGUGAAUUAUGCACAUAACAUCGGAUGUCAUUGUGGCGUCCCUCAAUGACAUGCACGUGGUACUGUCGUCGUGGAAGUUGACCGAUUUUGUGAUGGCGGAAUUGGAUGGAAUCUCAGGAUUGCUUGGUAACGUAGUGACUGUUACCAAGAGGUUCUGAUGUGUUAUAUGGAGGAUGUUUCUCUCGGUCGGAGCCCGGAUGUUCGGUACCAGGGAAGACCUACAUAGUUUGUCCAUGUUGCAUAUGGCAAAGGGAAAUGCACCAAGGACAUCCAGUGGUGAACUUGUCUUUAAAAAAAGAAAAUUAUAAUAAUUUCAGUUUUUAUUCAGUGCCUUCCCGCCCAUGACAUGAGUAGGAUAUAUAACUAGUGGUUAAUGCCAAUUCACAAGGUACUCACCCAACUGGAAGCAGUGCUCGCUGCCAUUUGAGACAUUUCCUUUGUUGUCUUAAUCAUAAAGUGGCCAAACUGUACUUUCAUUAUUCUCCUCAAUGAUGCAUGGUUUGACGUGAAAGGGGAAAGUACAAAAAGUAAUAUUUCUUCAUCUAGAAGUGUAUCCAUGUAGCGAUUUAAUAUGGUUUUAAAUUUGGAAUGUUUUGAUUUUUUUUCUUUUUUUGAAGAGCGUAAUUAAAGAGACAAAACAAGGAAA
Gadus macrocephalus (Pacific cod) is the source of this 2636-nucleotide messenger RNA. RefSeq names its product lysosomal associated membrane protein 1b (gene lamp1b). The transcript has 6 exons. Gene Ontology annotation, cellular component: membrane. The coding region runs from base 425 to 994 and encodes 189 amino acids. NCBI's taxonomy places the organism in Eukaryota, Metazoa, Chordata, Actinopteri, Gadiformes, Gadidae. The record is from RefSeq and is a predicted model, not a curated record.